Molecule: messenger RNA, 315 nt
Organism: Funneliformis geosporum
Lineage: Eukaryota; Fungi; Glomeromycota; Glomeromycetes; Glomerales; Glomeraceae
Source: the annotation of a GenBank genome assembly
AUGACAACCAAAAAAAUACCUAUAUCGAAGAAAACAGUUUCCGUUACAGUUGAUCCUGUCAAUUUCAGUGAUGAUGAUGUUAAAUUUUUGGAUUUCGAGGAUAGCAGGUCCUUCGAAAAAUUGGUAGUAGAAAGAAACCGUUCAUCUCCUUCCCCACGUGCACCCCGUUUAAUACUAAAUCGUUCACCUCGCCAACGAAAUGGAGCUACCCGUCACCGACGAAAUGGAAAUAACCGAAGAAAUAAUGGCGCAUCACAACAAAUUAAUCCGCCUCAUCAACCUCUGGAGUUGUAUGUUAAAGAUUAUUUUUGUUAA